AUGGGCAAACCCGAGUUUCAUAGCGCGUUUACAGCUUCUAAUCUAGACCCGUUUGGGACAACGAAUAGCGACACGAGGGAGACCUUUGACCCGAAACUGUUGCUCUCGCUCUAUGUUUUUGAUAUUCUGGGCUCCGUUGCAUUUGGCAGACAUUUGGUGCUCAAGAGAGAGGCUAUGAGGAAACCCUAUACCGGGUCCACGUUGACAGAGCAGGAGAUCAACUCUGAAGCCUUCGUAGUUCUCGCUUCCGGAUUGCACUCGACUUCAGGGACUCUGACUCUCCUCUUCUGGCAUCUUGUCCAUAAUCCGGAUAUCCUAGCCGCCGUGGUAGACGAGAUUGAGUCUACUCUGCCUCCCCUUUCCGAUGAUCAAAUAGCCUAUCCUAUACAAGGUCUUGAAUCGUCGUUGAUUUAUUUAAUGGCCUGCGUUCGAGAGAACUUUCGGAUAAGCCCAGUGCUCACCAUGCCCCUGUGGCGUCGUGUUGGCCGUCCUGAUGGUCUUGAAGUAAAAGACUACUACGCCCCAGAUGGGAUCGGUUUCUCAUCCUAGUACCCAAAAUAACCAUCUAGCAACCACAGACAAACAUUUACAUAUCAAACCACAUUCUACACUAUAACCCCGCCAUCUGGGGCAACAUUCACAGCAAAUCUAACCAUUCCGCUGGCUCGACGAGAAACAAAGCAAAGAACUAUCCCGCUAUCUAAUUCCCUUCAGUAUCGGCCAUCGCAUGUGUAUCGGCCGCAACUUCCCUAUGACAAAUAUCCUCAAGACCGUCACGAAGACUUUGCUUCGGGAAUUUGACACCAAACCGGUGAAAAAAGCGGCAAACGGUAAGGGUGCGUAGUCCUGGGAUCGGGGAGAUGGACGGGGAGUUUCUGUGUAUGGUUUCACUACGAG
Aspergillus ruber CBS 135680 is the source of this 897-nucleotide messenger RNA. RefSeq names its product cytochrome P450. The coding region runs from base 1 to 549 and encodes 182 amino acids. The transcript has 4 exons. Gene Ontology annotation, molecular function: oxidoreductase activity, acting on paired donors, with incorporation or reduction of molecular oxygen; heme binding; monooxygenase activity. The record is from RefSeq and is a predicted model, not a curated record. NCBI's taxonomy places the organism in Eukaryota, Fungi, Ascomycota, Eurotiomycetes, Eurotiales, Aspergillaceae.